This is a messenger RNA of Gongylonema pulchrum, 555 nucleotides long. NCBI's taxonomy places the organism in Eukaryota, Metazoa, Nematoda, Chromadorea, Rhabditida, Gongylonematidae. The record is from the annotation of a GenBank genome assembly.
CUGUCGUGCAUCAUUCGCAGCACCAACACGGACCAAGACGUCACGAGCCGAACAAGCAUCGACCAGCAGCCUCCAGGCAAGUAUGGCUCAUUCCGCAGUGAAAUCGUUGAGUCCUGGGACGAAAGCUUUUCAUUGGCUCCGCGAAGAGCGGGGCGGGAGCGGUGGCAUUGCAAAUGGUGUUUCUCGCCGGGCGGGUUCGGGGGCGUGUGUCCGGUGCUACUCUCCGGCAUCUUCCCAUUGCCCGAGGGUUACGCGUACACGUGGGGCGGUGGGAGAGGAGCACUGGAAUGGCUUGAAAGUAUCGAAGAUGAAUACUGCACAGCCAGGACUGCUUAUAUAAGUGGUGCGAAGCGAAUCACUGAUUCCUAUUGCACUUUUGGAAUUGACACUGAGGAAGAUAAUAUUCUGUUAAGGAAAUGCAUACGAAUCUGCUUUCGUGGUAUUGUUACACACUGUUGUAAAAGCACCCAAGUGGAACUUUUAAGCGCCCUAUUGAAACUGCAACGUGAAUAUGUCCCAGCGAUUGAGGUACUGCUUCAAAUUUUCACUCUCUGA